GUACUCACACUGUGUGAAAUUGGUGUGUUGUGCCUUGAGGCUGUUAAUGCUUCAUCCAAAACAAAAGGAAUGGAAGUCUGCAUGUUUAUCUUCACAUAUAACAAUCUCAAUAUUUGAGAUUUUAACAGGACACGUUGCCACCCAAUUAACCUGUUGUAGACUAACUUUCCAUAAUUGUGUUAGAAAGAUUUCUAUAUCCUUUUCAGGAGCUCAGCCGACCUUUUCAGUGGGAAUAUGGAAGAGGAGUUCUUGGACUUUGAAGCUGCCAUUUUCAGUGAUAUUGAAGAGGAGAAGACAUGUAAGCAGAGGGUAGUGCAGCUUCUAGAUGGUCCAGCCACCCAGACCACUAUCGUGGUGACAUCGUGGCUGCUUUCACACAUCCUGCUUGUGGAGCUGUUGGUAGAUACAAGUGUCAUCCAUUUUAACCAUGACAAGAUGGUUGCAAGAAUUAUCCACUGGGUGGGCCUAGGUGUGAUCUCUGUAUUUACUAUAGAGGUACUGACAAGGGCAGUGUGUCAUCAAUGGCAGUUUUUUGACAACAAAAUUGAGGUGCUGGACUUGGCUCUUGUCAUCAUAUCCUGUGUCCCCUUGAUCGUUGUAUCUGCUGAGUUGGCAACGUCUACCGCGUGGGAUGGUUUCAGCCUCGUGAUCAUUCUGAGGAUGUGGCGAUGCUAUCGAAUAACACAAGGCUUUGUGUCUCCAGUGAGGGAUGAAGCCAGCAGGAAGGUCCAUGUCCUACUGCAGGCCCAGAGGAGGGCUAACCAGGAGCUACAAACAUUGUACCUGAUGCACGACGAGAACCAGGAAGAGAUCCACAGGUUGCGGUCCUUGUUAGAAAGGCGAGAGGCAGAGGAGAACAGUGAGAGUCAUCAGUUGCAGAUGGCCCUGGAGAGGAAGGACUCUCAGUACGUGGCACAGCUCAUCCACACCAUCGAGCAGAGACAGAGCAAGAACAAUGGAAGACAAAGAGAGGGUGGCGGAGACUCUCCCAACUCCACCAUUGUGGUGCAUGCCCACAGACUGUCGGACUCUAAUGACGUGCCGACCGGUACCAUCGCGAGUUGUAUGUCUGAGAGCACGACUGGAGACAGCGGCAUCUGCAAAGAAACCAAGCCUCAGCAACAAAUCGAUGAUGAAUUAAGCAAUCCCACAAACUCAAAUAGCGUUGCACCACUUCCAGAUUGUGGCCAACAGACACUUGCUGUGGUAGAACCUAGAGGGAAUCAUCAACUGCACAACAACAGAAAUCGAGGUUGUAACCGCAAACGUAAUCCCGCCGUGAGCAGUUGUGACACAGACCGUAUAGACGUCAUUGGGAGUGAGAUCAUUUUGCAGCACAGGAACGACAGCACAGGCAAGAAGUUCCUCAAUGGAAAGCUUCCUACGCACAAAGACAGCAGACUUCUAUUCAGAGAUAAUAAAUCCAUGUCCAGUGAUGGAAAAGCAUCUCACAACAAAAACAAAGUCUGUGAAAUAAAGAUUGACAAAGCAUUGGUCAAUGACAAUAAAGUAGUGGAUAACAAAUCUGUUUCAAAAAAGAAUACAGCUUCUCCACCGACCAACAGCAAAGUCAGAAAGGGAAAUAAGAAAACUGUCAGCAGAGAUACUUAUGUUAAUGGCACCCUCUUGCUGGAGAUGACAGAACUACAGCAGAAAGGAGAUGUCGGGUACUGCAAUGAGAUAGUCCUAGAACAAUUCUAUCAGAAUGGUAAUGCUCCAGUAACUGCACUCUAGCAAUUGUGAAACGAAAUAUUACUGGCCCGUGGACGUAGAUGUGAGGGAACUGAUGUCACUUAGAUGCCUGGGAAAAUACUGCUAAUAAUGGUAAGAGGUACACUGUACAUGUACACUAGGUUUCCAACAAAAAUGAGGACGUCCUUAGUUCAACCAUGGAUGUUCUGCAAAAAUUCAGCUGUUUUGUGAUGGAAGGUUGGAAUAGAUCCUUGUUAAUGGUCAAUUCUGUCAUAGCCUUGCUGAAAUUCCAACCACACAUAAAUAAAAGAAUAAUUCUAUGAUGACUGUAACAAAGCAUAUUAGUAGCAACCAGUGGUCUCAACUCCAGUGUUAUAAACUGAUACAAAAUUAUACAUAUACAAUAUGAUAAGCAUAGUGUUCACACAUCAAUAUGACAAAAAUGAUAUUAUUAUUGUCAGUGUUUUUUUCUGUUCACUUUCAUGCAUGUUGUAAAUGUAUGGUCACAUUGAUGCCUUGCAAAUUAUAUUUUGGGAAUAUAUUUUCAUUUUUGCAGGCACUGUGUAUUGUUCAUCAAAAUUCUUUGUGACAAUAACCACAGAAAAUGUGACUAAACUGUAAAAUGUGACUGAAAAUAUAUCAGAAAGUCCCCUCCCUACCAGGCAAAGUGCUGGUAAUUCUUUUCUGUAGAGUUUUGGUGAUUGUAGCAGUACUGUUCUUCCAUUCUGCAGUAUUCUGGUAAUAGUGCAAUUUCCUCUCUGUCUCAGUUUAAUUACCAUAGGUGUUCGCCCAAACACAGGGACAGAAAUUACUCCGACACCUACAUAUCAAACUCACAAUGGGAUUGCCAAUUUCAGCAAAAUGAUAGAUUUAACCUCAAUUUUCCCCAGCCGCACAUUCCGACUUCCAUAAUUGCAGCGAGGCUUUAACGACAAUGAAUCAAUCGUACAUAGAAAAUCUUUCAUAUUUUUCUUGUUGGCAAUGUCCCUACACACUAUUCCACAAGUUAUAAUUUCUAUAAGUGUAGUUGUCACUUUUAUGCAUUGUUUUCGCAAUGUGACAAGUUUGCAUGUAUUUCGUGUGGUUUUCAGAAAACAUAUUAAGUAUGAUAAUGUAAUGCUGCUAUGGCAAGUUCUGGACCAAACACAUAUUAGAUUUUUAUUGUUAUUUAUCUGCAAGAGCUAUAAAUCACUUGAAGACUACACCUUGAAUGCACAAGAACAAUUUGGAGUACAUGUAGUGUCUCUGGGGUUUCCAAACAGUGUACAAAAUGUAUGUAGAUUGUACACGUGUUCUAUUCAAUGUUUAGAUAAUGCUUAUAUAAGACAUGCAUUUGUUUGAAGGUAAGAUUUUUAUAUUUCCUUUUUUUUGGUCAACCGUGGACCUCUGUUGUGCAAUAUUUUUCAAAACAUUCUUGUAAUUUCCAAUUUGAAUUAACUUUUCCCUGCAAUUUUCCUGAUCCAUCCUUUGGCAUUAGGUCAGGACUUCAGCAUCAGUUCACAUUCUCAUAAGCUAUAUCUAAAGUACUGAUGACUCAGGGAAAGUUAACAAAUACAUGUACAUGGCAAAUGUACUACAUGGCUGUUGCUACAAGAUUUUCCAUGAACUUCCAGUUAUUGAAAAAGGCUGAAGUUGCACAAUGUAUAAUGAUAAACAUUGAUGCAGGGUUAUCUUGAAGUAACAGUCCUUAGAAAUUCUAAUUAUUUAAUGUAAUUGGAUUAAAACAAGAAGAAUAGUAUUGCUCAUAAAGAAACAUAUAGCACAAACAUUUUGUAUUGGUGUCAUGAUGUAUGUAAAAAUCCUUGUGUGUUGCGAGAUGAUUAGUAAAGUGUGUCUAUUAAAUUUUCCUUGAAUUCUGUUGUAAAUCUAUAGCAAAGUACUUGAGAAGCUUUCCUGUAUAUGGAACCUAGUCACUGCUGAAGGAGCUCAAACACUGCAGAUUGACAGAGUGUGUUUCCCAUCUCUGAGGACUAUUAGUAUUAAACUCAUUUUGGGGGAGGUCUGCAACUCCAUUGGACAAAAUUUUGAAGCAUUGAGCAAAACACCUGUACCUCCAUCCUGUUCACAUGACGGAGAAAUCGGGAUGUUCCAAACGAACAUGACUAGAAUACCCCAGUGUUAUUCAUUGUUUCCGUGCACACAAGACUGAGCACCGACCUACGUGUAUAAAAUACUGUGUUGUGUUUCAUGUUUACACUUUGUAUGUCAUGAAUAAAUUUCAUGCAUAGAUACUGCAUCAACUGAUAAUGAUUAUUAAUUAGCAUUAACAUGAAUUGUUCCAUUGAUCUACAUAUAAAUACAGCCAGAUUAUCAUUAGAUGGAUUGGACAACCAGGACUGUACCAGCUCCCCAAUGUUGAUCAUUUUCCCUUCCAUUUCUACAUAAUGGCAAUGACAAUUUCUGCUGAUGACAGCCACAUGGGGGGUAUAAAAUAUAACUAGCAAAAUUGCCCCACUUUACCUUGAGCUUCGCAGUUGCAAAUUACGUAGUGCCUCUCUUCUUCAGAGCUACAUUUUAUGUAUGGAAAUUACAACAAAUCAUUUUCUAUUGCUUUGGCAAUGAAUAGUAAUUUCAGAUAAAAAUUAAAGCAUAUUUAUAUCUUCCAACGCUGACAAUGACACUGAAAGGAAGAUUAGCAAGCUGUUAAAUUCAAGGUUAUGUGCUGGAAAGAGUACAUUUAGAUACUAGUAGUGAACAUGUCUUACAUUGCUUGUCAGAAGACAAUAGUAUAUUCUUGAUUGUUGUCAGUUGUAUCUUAAGGUCAAAGAAACA
Branchiostoma floridae (Florida lancelet) is the source of this 4464-nucleotide messenger RNA. RefSeq lists its product as uncharacterized. Bases 235 to 1734 code for a protein of 499 amino acids. The record is from RefSeq and is a predicted model, not a curated record. Gene Ontology annotation, biological process: proton transmembrane transport. The transcript has 9 exons. Gene Ontology annotation, molecular function: voltage-gated proton channel activity. Gene Ontology annotation, cellular component: plasma membrane. NCBI's taxonomy places the organism in Eukaryota, Metazoa, Chordata, Leptocardii, Amphioxiformes, Branchiostomatidae.